Molecule: messenger RNA, 17026 nt
Organism: Orcinus orca (killer whale)
Lineage: Eukaryota; Metazoa; Chordata; Mammalia; Artiodactyla; Delphinidae
Gene: RBM23
Product: RNA binding motif protein 23
Exons: 12
Coding region: 3874-5196 (440 amino acids)
Biological process (GO): mRNA processing
Cellular component (GO): nucleus
Molecular function (GO): RNA binding
Source: RefSeq, a predicted model, not a curated record
GAGCAGCUCCAGUUGUAGUGGGGCUCUUACUGCUGAGUCUCUGGAAGGGAGUCGUGCUUGGCGUCCCCCGACACACCCAAAGGAACGAAGGGAACCGGGACCCCCCCCACCCUGCGGGGACCCGGAACUGGUAAGAAACCCCGAAACCGUGUCCCCCCCGAAACGUCACCUAUGCGUGACGUUGUCGCACGGCGCCUCCCCCUGACGUCACAGGCAGAAAAUGGCGUCAAGAGCAGAAUUGGGCAAACUUUUAAAAUUAAAAACAUUUUUUGUUUACUUUGAUCUGGAAGUGUUCGCUACCUAACUGUAGUCCAUCGGCACCCUCGUGGCUACAUCCUUUAGCGAUGAAGAUGCUGUUUCAAGGGUCCCAAUGACUGAUCUCUUUCCAGGUCCCCGCAGCCUUGACAUUUAGGGUGUCCCACACUGUGAGGGAGCAUCGACCCACCACGGUCUGAGAGGACAUGUGGGAUCCAUUUUCAGCCCCUAGUGCCACUACUCAGAGAUGAGGGAAUUGAGGCUUCUUCCUCAAUCUUCAGCCUCUCAAAGACUCAUGUUCAGUAUGUUGGCCACUGUGCCCACACAUCCUGUGGCGGUAGAGGAGCAUAAUGGGGCCACAUACGAGGGUUUAGAAUCGGGACACUGGCCCUCGCAGAGAUGCUGCCUGUCGGUAACUUGUAGGACCAUUUUUUGAAGCGUGGCCUUGGCUGUUACACAACAUGGGGAAUGUUUUUAUCUUUCUCAUUGUUUGUUUUUCUUAAUUAAGCUGUCCUCAGUUUGGAGAUGUUUGUGCCCAGCUCAGUUACCCGACCCAGGAGAUGGCGCUACCAUCACCCCUGGGACUCCAGCGUUUGGUGAAUUCUGCCUGAUGGGGCUGACAGUGGUUCUUCACUCUCCUUUGCCCCCGCGGCAGUGGGGCCUAAGUGCUGGCUUGGGUCUUGUCUGUGCUAUGACAAGGUCCACGUAGUGCCGUGAUUAUGGGCCUCUAACGUAGUUUUUGAAGCAGGGUUGGAAGAAAGCACUAUAAUAUUUUAAUGUAUGGGAUUGAGUGGACUUUGAUCCAUAAGUUAGGACUCAAAAGAGUUUGAAAACUCCCAACGUGAAAGCACAUAGUGUUUGGGACAUUCUGUUUUUAGGACAUCUAGAAAGACUAAACCCAGCAAGAUUGCAAGUUUCAGAGUGUGCUGGUGUUAUAUAUGUCUGUGCUUAAAUAGAUUCAUUCAUUUGUUUCUGAAGUCUGAAAACUUUAUUCCAUAGGAAGGGGUUCAUUUGUCAACUUACAUGAAAGUUUUUUUUGGUGUUAAGUUAUCCCUAUGCUGUACUAGCACUCAACAAAGAGCAGUUCUUGAAGCAUUUCAUUUGGAGAGUUAAAGGCAGACUGUAAAAAAGAGAAGCGUUAUGACACUUAGAAAAUUUGUAUAGAUUUGGCAGCCAAAAUGAAUGAAAGGGGCUUCCCUGGUGGCGCAGUGGUUGAGAGUCCGCCUGCCGAUGCAGGGGACACGGGUUCGUGUCCCAGUCCGAGAAGAUCCCACAUGCUGUGGAGUGGCUGGGCCCGUGAGCUGUGGCCGCUGGGCCUGCAUGUCCGGAGCCUGUGCUCCGCAACGGGAGAGGUCGCAGCAGUGAGAGGCCCGCGUAGUGCAAAAAAAAAAAAUGAAUGAAAGGAACAGAGCUUGUAGAUCAAAAACUUACUUUUAGAACCGUUUUUUCCCACAGUAGCAUAUGUUAAGAUAUAUGCUGGCAUAUAUUAAAAUCAGAUAGCAUAUAUUAAAGUCAGCCUGGUUUCUAAUGUUUUGUAGCAUAUACUGUUACACGCUGAGUAUCUGUAAGCCACACAAUAGGUGUGACUAAUGGGACUGAUUCUUUUGAUAUAUCUAUCAGAACAUUAAUUCUUCAGGUCAGUAUAUAUUUAAAAAUAGACAUCUUGGUAAGCUGUGUACUUUUCUGUUUUAAAUUUCCUUUAGGGUUUAAGUUAUAAACCACAUGAGAGAGCAGUAACCUGUUAGAAUAUUAGACUUAAGAGUCGGAAGAUUUAUGAUCAAGGGUCAGCUCCUCCAUUUGAGCUUUGUGACUUUGGGCAGUUCACAGAACCUCAGUUUUUUCAUCUGUGCAUUUUUAAAAUCUUUCUUCCGUCCUUCUUUCCUUCUUCCCUCCCCCACCCCUUCCUUUCUGCCGUGCCAGGUCUUAGUUCAGGCACGUGGGAUCUUUAGUUGCGGCAUAUGGGCUUUUUACUUGCAGCAUGCAUGUGGGAUCUAGUUCCCUGACCAGGGAUCGAACCUGGGCCCCCUGCAUUGGGAGCACGGAAUCUUACCUGCUGGACCACCAGGGAAGUCCCUCAUCUGUGCAUUAGAUCCAGUAUUUGCUUGUAGCAUAUGUUACCACUGAUUGUUAAAUAAAUGUAAGGUGUUAGUAUAAGAGAUUGAGUUCACUGGUUUUUAGACACACCUAUUUUAUUUUGGUUUGGUUUCCAUUGUAAGCCUUAAAUUUGGCUCCAAGUAAGUUUUAUUGGUUGGCUCUUUCCAAGAAUCUUAUCUCUGUAACAUGUUUAGUAUAGUGCCUAGCAAUAUUAGGUACUAUAAAUGAUAGAUAUUGAUAUAAUGAUUACUUUUAUUAAAUCAUCAAAAUAGGCUAUGGACUCUGAGGGCAACCAAGACAGCAUGAUUGGAUGAUGCAUUAGCUGCUUUAAAGAGGACGAAGCUCUUGAGGAUAUGGAAAGUCUAAUUAUGAUUAACCUCCUUGUAUAGAAAGUAUUUAGAUUAGUUUUUUUUCAGCUUUAUUAAGAUAUAAUUGAUAUAAAAUAUAACCGUACACAUUAAAGUGUACAGUUUGAUGUGUUUUGAUAUGAGUUAACACCCAUGAAACCAUCACCCCCCAAAUUCCAAAAUGCCCUUUUAUAAUCCUUUCAUCCGAGCCCCUUCCCACCUAUUCUUAGCCCUAGGUAACCACUGGUCUGCUUUCUGUCACUACAGGUUAGUUUGCAUUUUCUAGAAUUUUAUGUAAAUGAAAUCAUACAGUAUGUAUGCUUUUUUUAACCUGUUUCCUUCCACUCAGCAUAAUUAUUUUGAGAUUCAUCCAUGUUAUGUAUAUUGAUAAUUUCAGACCAGUAAUUUCUGAAUAAUUUAUCCUAUUGAUUUUGUUUGGUGUCUUCUGUUUUUUUUUACUUAUAGACCUGUGGUGGACAGACUUGGGAAAGACCAUUGCUAGAUGUGAAAGCUUGGGGUAGGCGAGAAGUCCUACUGUACCUUCCUAGACAGAAAGGCUUCAAAGUGGGACUGGUUAAGCCUAUCUUAAUCAUGGUCUUUCUGAGUUACCCAAACUCUGGUCGGUAUUGUACAGAAAAUGCUUAAUGAUGAAUCCCCUCAUUAUUUGUGUUGGGCGGUGGUGUGGGGAAAAGCUUAGGACUAAUCUGCAUUAUUCUGGUAUUGCUUUCUCUUGCUCCUAAUUUUUAGUCAUGCGUUCUUACCUUUUUAUUGGAAAUAUGUGCCAAUUUAUGUUUAAACCAAUUAUUUAUUCAGAAUUUUGAACAGUAGAAUGGAGGCCAAGUGUCCGUUGUAAAAUAAAUAGUAAUUUUGAGUACCAACAUUUUCUUUUCACAGGACAGGGUCUAUAUUGUAUUUUGUCUCUACCUAGAUAUUCAGUUUUCUUCUAGACCCCUGACCUUUUCUAAGCCACAAAGCAGAACUCGUUCAGAUCUGUAAGGUACAAAAAUAAACAUAGGGUAAACAACAGCGGGUAAGGUACCUUUGGAGUUCAAGAAACAGAACUGUAUAUCCUGAAGUCUGUUUCUUGGAGGGGGGAGGGAAUGUGGGGUGCUGGAAGGGGAGGAAAAAUAUAAAUGAGGUUCUUAUGUAUUGAUGUCCUCUUCUCAGAUCUGCUACAAUGGCAUCCGAUGACUUUGAUAUAGUGAUUGAGGCCAUGCUGGAGGCUCCCUAUAAAAAAGAGGAGGAUGAGCAGCAAACUAACGAGGUUGAAAAGGAGAGCCCUAGUAACACCACCAACAGCACCAGCUGUACCGGCAGCAGUGGCAGUGGCACCAGUGGGAGCAGCGCCAGUGGGGAGGCAGGCAGGAAGAAGAGGAGUCGGAGCCAUAGUAAAAGCAGGGAUAGAAAACGCAGUCGUAGUCGAGACCGUCAUAGGCGGAGAAGCAGUCGGAGCCGGAGUCGAGAUCGGCAGCGUCGUCACCGCAGCCGUAGCUGGGAACGUCGACAUAGUAGUGAGUCACGAAGUCGAGACCGACGUCGUGAGGAUCGUGUGCGCUACAGGAGUCCACCGCUUGCCACUGGGCGUAGGUAUGGACACAGUAAGAGUCCUCAUUUCCGGGAGAAGAGCCCAGUCAGGGAGCCAGUUGAUAAUCUGAGUCCUGAGGAGCGGGAUGCCCGCACGGUGUUCUGUAUGCAGUUAGCUGCCCGCAUUCGGCCUCGGGACCUGGAGGACUUUUUCUCGGCUGUUGGCAAGGUUCGAGAUGUACGUAUCAUCUCAGAUCGGAACUCACGUCGUUCUAAGGGCAUUGCCUAUGUGGAAUUCUGUGAGAUCCAGUCUGUGCCACUUGCCAUUGGGCUGACCGGACAGCGGCUGCUGGGAGUGCCUAUCAUUGUACAGGCCUCACAGGCUGAGAAAAACCGACUGGCAGCCAUGGCCAACAACCUGCAGAAGGGCAGUGGUGGACCAAUGCGCCUCUACGUGGGCUCCCUGCACUUCAAUAUCACCGAGGACAUGCUCCGGGGCAUCUUUGAGCCCUUUGGCAAAAUUGAUAAUAUUGUCCUGAUGAAGGACUCAGAUACAGGCCGCUCUAAAGGUUAUGGUUUUAUUACGUUCUCUGACUCUGAGUGUGCCCGCCGGGCCCUGGAACAGUUGAAUGGCUUUGAGCUUGCUGGUCGGCCUAUGAGGGUUGGCCAUGUGACCGAGCGACUGGAUGGUGGCACAGAUAUCACUUUUCCUGAUGGAGACCAGGAUCUGGAUCUGGGAUCAGCGGGUGGACGUUUGCAGCUCAUGGCCAAAUUGGCAGAAGGCUCUGGAAUCCAGCUGCCGACCACUGCUGCUGUUGCCCAAGCUGCUGCCUUGCAACUGAAUGGAGCAGUUCCUUUGGGGGCCCUGAACCCAGCGGCUUUGACGGCUCUGAGUCCGGCCCUGAACCUCGCCUCCCAGGCAAUCGCCUCCCAGUGCUUCCAGCUUUCCAGCCUCUUUACCCGCCAAACCAUGUGAGUCUCAAGGCCCAGCUCAUUUCAGUGUUCACAGUUAACUUUCUUUCCUCCGGCUUCCCGUUUACAUCUUCUCCAUGCCACAGGUAAUUAGUGGCGCAGUCCACUGCCUACCUGUGCCUCUGGGUCCUGCCACUCCCUUCUCCACGUCUACCCUUCCAUGGCCCCUUCUCUCCAUUCUGUGGACCAAACCAUCCUGAGGGUGUGAACAUUGACGGUGGGGGAACUGGGACCCCCUAGGACACCAAGAAGAGCUCCUGCCCACCGCAGCCGCAGUGGGAAUGGACUCUGGUGAGCAAAGCUGCCAGUUGAAGAGAACAGAAUCUGCACUUGAAUUGAACAUCUGUUUCUCUGUAUUUAUCGUCUCCUGGGAUGACCUUCCUUGCCCUUUACAACCACCUCUUACUGAUUCCUUGAUUCCUCCCCCAUUGGGAAGGCCAUAGGGCAUUAACUGAAGGAACUAACCGCUCUUUGCCUGCCUGUACCUUUACUGUACGGUCUGUCACGGAAAACCUUUAAGACCUCUGGUCUGUGAGGACUUUGGGGUUUGAGGGAGUGAACCUUGAAAGUGCUGGCUUGCUGCUACAAGGGCCCUGGAAGAUAGCACAGACGUGUGUUGGGAAGCCUGCCUUAAACCUUAGCUUGGGGCCAGAACUGCUACUGUGGGCUCAACAUCUUGCUGGGAGGUGUGGGAAUGAUCUCUCCUGCCAGCCAUUUUGGAUGUCUUAGGGGCAUUCGGGAGUUCAGUGAAAGGUGGGGUACCUUUCUGGUAUCUUCCAUCUUCCUUUGUGUAGUUGUCCUUCCUUUGGCCCAGGGUGGGAGGAUGGAGGGGAGGCUGCUUCUCUCCACCACUUCCAUGUGCCUCUGGAGACUGUGGGCUCAGGCCCAGCUGGGCACACGUGAGUCCUUCUCACUGUAUUUUAUACCCUUGUGUCUGUGUACAUAAAUAUAAAUAUAUAUAUAUAUAUAAACUUUGUACAAAAGGCAGGUCCCACGGUUGUGGCGGCGGCUGCCCAAGUGUGGUCUCGGUCCAGUGGUGUGUCUGUCUGACGUUAACUUCUCCUGAGCCAAAACCACGAAUGGUUCUAGGGAUAUAAAACAUUUGUAAUGCUAUUAAGUUUUCUUUUCUUUAUUUUAAUUUUUUAAAUAUCUGAUCUUUAGAAAGAAAAACAGACAAAAGGCACACAUGCCAUCUGUAUCUGCUUUAUACUCCCGUGGUCUUUAUGCCCCGUGGUCUCCUUCUGUCUUUAUCUUGAUUAUCUCCAAACCUCCCUGCCUAGUGGACAGACCUCCAGGCUCCCUCUCUCUGCCUGGGGACAGAUCUUGUCUUUCCACCAGAUGGCAGUGUGACAGUAGCACAUUCUGCACCUUGCUCUAAGGGUGUUUCGUGAUCCUGAGGAGCUUAAGUACCAGAGAAGCCUUCUAAGCUCACCAUUCUUACUUUGUUGAGCUCUGUACCCGCCUUUGGACCUUUUUGUAGUAGACAUCCAGUCCAAUAUCCAAAGGGGUUUGGGCAUUAUACAUCAGGGCUCCCCAGGCCUUAAGUCUGUCAUUGUUUGCCCUUUCAGUCCCCCCAACUCUUCUUUCCAAUGGCUUUGAUAACACAGGCCUGAGUCCGAUUGAUGAAUUUCCAGGGAGCUGAGUAUUCCACACAUGGCCCUUCCAAAGGUGAGGGCACACCUUCCUCUGCCUGCUUUGUAAGGCUUAGAACAAGGGGCUAGUCCAGAGCCUGGCUCACCAACUAGGGACCAACCAAAAGGAGAAGGUCUGAAGUUCAGGGACAGGGCUCUGUGGGCUUCCUCCAUUCUUUACUGGUCUCUGUGCAACAGAAUGUUGAGAGUGUAUUGUCAUGCUAAAAAUUUGGAUAAUUGCUGCUAGGUUUUAACUUGUCAGUUAAGGCUUCUAAGCAGAAUGAUGGUUUUUUAGUGGUUAGCUUAUGACGUUGCUCUUUACACUGCAGUGUUAAGUACCUGAAACCUACUUGUGGCAUAAAAGGCCACUGGGACUCUGGAGGGACUUCCAGGCUGCUGCAGUCUCACCCACUGUCACCCCUACCCCUUCCCUGUACUAAUUUGCUCUCUGGACCUGGGAGAAGGGAAGGAGGCCACGUUAUUUUCAGGUAGGAGCAGCUGACUAAGGCCCAGUCCUUUGCAGUUAUUGAUGCAGCUGCUAAGGCAACCUGACCUCAGUGCAGACCAUUUUUAUGCAUCCUCCUGAGGCUAUGGGCCAGGCCUCCUCAUGGCAGUCUUGAACAUCUUCAAACUGUAGGUACCCCCAGGCCUUGCUUCCUGCCCUCAGGUGGGCCCCCCCGCACUGCUCAGUUUCCUUAUACUCCCAUUCCUAGCUGCUUUGGCCUUCCUGCAUUUUGGGUCCUUCCACCUCAGUUCUUCCUUGCUCCUUGUUCUUAGAGGCUUGCGUAGCUUUUUGCUGGGAGAGAGACAAGGAUGGAAGUAAGGGAAUGUCAAAGACAACUUCUUUUCUAGUCUUAACCUACAUAAGGUGACAACGUCUAGUGGGUAACAGCCAGUGUCACUGCGUGUGACUCAGUGCCUUCUUAUUAUUCAUCCUUCUAUAGAGGGUGGUUGGAGUGGAGAGAAGGGGCAGUGAACAGCCUCUGGGCCCAGCCUAAUGUAAAGGAGCCUCCCUCAACCUCCUGCCUGAGCAUGGUGGCUAAGGUGGGAGUAGAGAUGAGACUGUUGCCCAGGUCUGUUCCCAGCGCAGUUAGAAUUUCCCCACGAGUCCUCAAUUCUAAAUGGGAUUUUUCACUUGACUUUCGGCUUAUAGCCUCCACUUCUCUCUUUUCUAAGGCAGUGGCAUUCCUCCCUGUUCUUUAAACUGCUGUGUUCUUUACAUUGGGAUUCACCCUACUUCUUUCUUAGGCUCUGUGGGCUACCAGUGGAAGCAGGGUUGUGACCUAUGAACCUUUAGUCUUGGUGCUUCUAAGGAAGAGAAAUGAGCUAAAAACUUGGAGGUAUUCUGUCACAGCCCCUGUUUUCUAUUCAAGAGUCUGGUGCGAAUCAGGAAGUAUUACUUGGACUGGGAUUUCCCUGGUGGUCCAGUGGGUAAGACUCCACGCUCCCAAUGCAGGGCGGCCCAGGUUCGAUCCCUGGUCAGGGAACUAGAUCCUGCAUGCAUGCCGCAACCAAGAAGCUUGCAUGCUGCAACUGGAAAAAAUUAAGUGGGGGGGAGUAUUACUUGGACAGUGCGAAGAGGCUGUCCUGGCACCAAAAAGUGGAGCGGUUAACAAUUAAUGAGAAUUUACGUUUAUGCAGGAUUUGGUGUGGGUUAGGCAUUGUUCUAAUCAUUUUAUAUGUAUUGAAUUGUUUAAUCCUCACAACGACCCCUCUGAAGUAGAUUCUUUUAUUAUCUUUACUUUGUUAAUGAGGAAACUGAUACCCCAAAGGUUAAGUAACUUGUCCCCCGAUAAUGCAGUUAGCAAGUUUGGGAUUUCAGUCCAGUCUAGCUUCAGAUCCCUUGAUCUUAAUCUUAACCUGCCUCAACAACACUGUGGAAGCCAAAGCCUUGGAGUCAUGGGGAAGUGUCACUUUUUCUGUCUCUUUACUCAUAGUUCUCAGUAUAUCCUGAAUUCUUCCACUUCCAUGUCUACUGUCUUGUUCUCUUUUCCUGCCCCUCUUUACUGGUCAAAAUCCUGUCCUUUAAGACUGAUAAUUUCCUAGUUGAAGUUGAUUUUCCUUUUCAGUAUUCUUGGUCCUAUGUAGGUCUUAUUCUGACUUUAUUUACAGUUCUUUGUAAACUCUGUUACUAGAUGGUUAUAGCUUGAUGAAGCCAGUCAUAGAUGUGUCUUUUUCAUUACUGGUUUUUUUUUUUGCUGUACGCGGGCCUCUCACUGUUGUGGCCUCUCCCAUUGCGGAGCACAGGCUCCGGACGCGCAGGCUCAGCAGCCAUAGCUCAUGGGCCCAGCCGCUCGGUGGCAUGUGGGAACUUCCCGGACCGGGGCACGAACCCGCAUCCCCUGCAUCGGCAGGCGGACUCUCAACCCUGCGCCACCAGGGAAGCCCAUUCAUUACUGUUUUGUUUGCACAUAUUUCGUAUCUGUUGAGUUGAAUUAAUUCCCCUCAGUUCAAGUCAGAGCCAGGCUUUCCAGAGGCUGUCCCUUCUAGCCUGCUUUUCCUAGCAGUCUCGUCCAUUUCUUCCUCACCGCUGGAAGAGAGGAGGCAGCUUUACUCUUUUUGGUGUUACCAUGGUAGCCUGUGAAGCUUUCUAAAGUGCUGCUUGCCACCACGAGAGACUGAUGUUUCCAUGACAACCAGGUGAAGUCAGUAGUCAUGAGCUGAAUGCAGGAAAGGGGUUCUGAUCUGAAGCUGUGUGUCUGAAUCUUCUGACUUCAGAUAUCCCCCCCUUCCCUCCCAACUUUUGCACUCUAUAUCCAGAAUUGAUUGCUUGCAAAGUGUAUUCUUUUUUUUUUUUUUUUGGCUGCAUUGUGUCUUCGUUGCAGUGUGAAGGCUUCUCAUUGCAGUGGCUUCUUGUUGCAGAGCACGGGCUCUAGGCGCACAGGCCUUUACAGUUGCGGCACGCAGGCUCAGUAGUUGUGGCUCGCAGGCUCUAGAGUGCAGGCUCAGUAGUUGUGGUGCAUGGGCUUAGUUGCUCCACAGCAUGUGGGAUCUUCCCGGACCAGGCCUCGAACCUGUGUCUCCUGCAUUGGCAGGCGGAUUCUUAACCACUGCGCUGCCAGGGAAACCCCUCAAAGUGUGUUCUUGGUUGAGAGAGCUCUGUGUGAGGUGAAGCAGACCAGUCAACUUAGAUCGUGUGGGAAGAUGGAGGCAAGGAAAGAGAUGAUCAAAGAUCACUUUUAAAAGUUGGAUGAGUUCUCUUGGCUCUCCGAGACGAUCUGCUCUCAGGAGCCCUUAAGGAGUUGGGUGGAGUUACUGGAGACCCAUUAAGCAGUUAUUUUUGAGGGCAGUGGGUGGAUGAGGUGCCUGAAGAUUGGAAAAGAGCCAGUCGGUGCUGGAUUGCAAGAGGGAAACAAUGACCUUGGAAAUCAGAGACUUGUCAGACUCUUGCCAAUAUUCCAGAAAGGAUGGGAACUUGAGUCAGCUUUCAAGCAUCCUGAAGCCUACCUGUUUAAAAUGAAUGGUGCUGAGAAUUAGCCUCCUUCUCCCACUUCCUGGGCCCAACCAGGGGACCUCCACCCUGUAGCAGAAAGAUCAUACUCUAGAACAACACCAAGUGGUUCCGAUCUCUCUUCUGCCACAAACCAGCUGAGUAAGCUUAGGUGUUACUUCUCUAACUCAGACUCCUCCCUUUUAGAAAGGAGAUGAUAACAGUAGUACCUGUCUCGGGGAUGUUGUGAGGAUUCAAUGAGAUGAUAACCUGUAGAGGCCUUAGAACGUGAUAGCUUCCCAUUCCUCUGGAUGCCUACAUACUUGACUUUCUACCUGACCUAAUUCUCCUCCCCAACUUUGAGAAUGCUCGAGAUUUACAGGGGCAGAACUGAUGGUGGGGCAAUGGUGAAAAUAAACCUUCAUUGUUCCUGGGCUAAAGUCCCAGGCUUACAAGGUCCUAGGUCACAUACAGUCAGGCUACCUUUCAGGAAAACAAAUCCCACUGGUCAAAUCUCUUUAUACUUGAAACUCUAUAAUCAGGUUACAACCAGAUGGCUUUGGAAAAUCAAGGUGGGCCCCUCAAGUACCUUCAGGAUACCUAGUGCCCUUUGCUUGGUCUGGCUAGGGAAAAUCCCAGAGCAGUCUCUGUUAUAGUCCUUUGCAAGCAUCCCCCCUAAUCUCCCCCAAGCAUUCCUAUAGCACCUGUCUUUGUGGUCUCCAGAGCCUAGCCCUACCUACUCUGGCAGUUUCCUUUCAGAAUAGUGUUUUAAAUCAGCACAGGUCCUCUGCCUAAAGUUGUAAUUUGAACAGAAAAAUGGGAAACUGUAGUAUAAUACCACCCUUAGGCUUCAGUUGCCAAUCUUCCCCCCAAAACUACCCAAACAAGAGAUCCGAUAAUGGGUUACCUGUGAGUCUUGCGGGAGGCUGUUGGACUUUGUGGACCACAACUUAAAUUUGUAUCUCCAGAGUGGUGCCAUGCUUUGAGAGAUUAGCAUGUUACAUGGUUGCCUGAAUAAGGGACCAGACACAGGUUGCAAAAAAACAUUGCUUCUAGGGCUUCCCUGGUGGCGCAGUGGUUGAGAGUCCGCCCGCCGAUGCAGGGGACGCGGGUUCGUGCACCGGUCCGGGAAGAUCCCACAUGCUGCAGAGUAGCUAGGCCCGUGAGCCAUGGCCGCUGAGCCUGCGCGUCCGGAGCCUGUGCUCCGCAACGGGAGAGGCCACAACAGUGAGAGGCCCGCGUACCGCAAACAAAAACAAAAACAAAAGAAAAACAUUGCUUCUAAAUCAACUAUACUCCAAUAAAAAUUUUUUAAAAAAGAAAAAUAAUAAUUUUUGUAAAAAGCAUUACUUCCCACUGCUCAUUUGUAUAAUCAUGAAGAUAUUUGCAUUUUUAUCUAGUCCUCAUGAUUAUCCUACAGGAUAGGUAUUAUUAUCCUCAUUUUAUUUAUUUAUCUAUUUAUUGGCCACGCCUUGUGGCAGGCAGGAUCUUAGUUCCCACCGGAAGUGCAGAGUCCUAACCACUGGGCCGCCAGGGAAGCCCUUAUUCUCCUUUUAUAAUUGGGAAGAGCUGAGGUUCAGAAAGACAAGAGAGGUUAAGAGUGACUUUCUCCAUAGACUUCCAUCCAGAAAAUAGUGAGCAUGAGUGCCAGGUAAAAGGCUUGCACAGCCCCAUUGAAUUUAUAUUCAUGCCUUGAGUUUACAAGGCCACCAAGCUGUAGAGUCAUGACAUCAAGACUCAAAUUCCUUGAGUAUUUCCAUCAGAGAGCCACCAGGUGAUAAAGGACUAAGAAGCAGAAUGCUCUUGUCUGGUUUUGGGACCCUUUGACAUCCUCCCAAAUUUUGCUUCCUUCUGUACAGGGAGGGUCUUUACCUCAUCAUGUGGCAGGCUGCCCACCAUUUCUCCUGUACAUUUGCUCAUGUGGUUUUGCCGCAAGACAUUUCUUUUCCUUCUUUCCCCCAUCUAUCUACAGCCUAUUGUAUAACCUUCAAGGCCCAGUUCCUAAAACAUGUCUUCCAAAUGUUCUGUCUCUUCCAUUCAGACUCUUAGAGCACGUGAUAUAGCUUGCAGUUAGAUAGUCAGAAUGUGGUAUAGUUUGCUGCUGUUUUGGCCAUGGUAGUGCUGCCUCCAACUUGGCCUGUCUCUCCAGCUCAAUUGUAAGCUGCUUAAGGGCAGGGAUAGUGCCUUAUCUGUAUUUGUUUUCUCUGUAGGGCCCAGCACAGUGACUGGCAUAUGGCAGUACUUGAGCAGAGCAACAAGCAUUUGUAGAUGAAGGAUUAAAACGUCCAGGAAGAUUUUACUUAGACUGAUGUGGAUUGGAACAAUUAGAUUAAUAAAAAGAUGUAUGUAUGGGUGGACUUUCUGGGGGUGAGGAUUUAAUGCAGAAGACUUGCGGAGUGUCCUUCCAUGACUCCGGCAGUCCUUCAGAAGAGGAGAGCCCCUGUUCCAGUCUCUAAAGAGGGUUAGAUGCAGCAGGGCAGAAAGGCCCAGUUGUAAGCGGAGGCCCAGAGCAGAGGGAUAACUUCUAAGACAGGACUGGCCUCACUUCUGGCCUCUCAGGGAGAGAACACCCAGUCUAUGCUCUUGGCCAAUGAGGAGGCCUUGUGGGCCAGGAGGCAUGGGGUUAGUAGAGGUUGGGCAGGGACUCGGCUGAUAAGGGAGCACAGACCCCAAGUCAAAAUUACAGUGGUUAAGAGGAGCACGGGGCUUCCCUGGUGACUCAGUGGUUAAGAAUCCGCCUGCCAAUCUGCCUGCUCGAACCCAGGUUCAAGCCCUGGUCCGGGAAGAUCCCACAUGCCCGGAGCAACUAAGCCCGUGCACCACAACUACUGAGCCUGCGCUCUGGAGCCCGCAUGCCACAACUACUGAAGCCCGUGCACCUAGAGCCCAUGCUCCGCAACAGGAGAGGCCACCGCAGUGAAAAGCCUGCACACCGCAACAAAGAGUAGCCCCUGCUCUCUGCAACUAGAGAAAGCCGCGCGCAGCAACAAAGACCCAACAGAGCCAAAAAUAAUAAAUAAAUAAAUUUAUUUUUAAAAAAAAAGAGGCGCAUGAGGGCAGAGAGGAUCUUACCUGGCACAGGCAGCUCAGCAUCGGGCCCCUUUGCUGGUCUCAUGCCAGCGCAGAUCAGCAGCCUGGGCUUACUUUGCCUUGAUCAGAGGGAGGGAGAAGAGUGGCUAGGAUCUCAGAGAAGACCCCACCUCUCCCAAGUCUAGCAGGAGUGGGGCUUCAGCUUCUGUCUGUUCUGAGCUCUUUCCUGUAGGCGUCUGGAGGGAACACACAGAUGGGUCGGGCUGAUGGAACUGGCUGAGUUGGGGGGAGGGAAGCUUGUGGCGUGUGUGGCUCCCCUCAUGGGGGAGGUCCUGCUGUCAUCAUCUUUAGACUUCUGCCACAUGAAAGGCACUGGGCCUUCUGGUUCCUCAUUCUCCCCUCCUGCCACAUUUGACCAGUGGUGGUACUCUUCCUCUAGAAAACCCUUCUCCCUGGGCAAUAGCCACUACCAGCUCAACCCUAGUUCCUCCACCACUUCUUUGGCAGCUGCAUCCCCACCUUCUCUAUCUGCCUGUCCCCAGGAUUCUCUCUUUGGUCCCUCUUCUUUCUCUGGAACACCAAAGCUUUGUUUUGUUUUAAAUGAUUUAGCUUAGGGACUUCCCUGGUGGCACAGCGGUUAAGAAUCCGCCUGCCAAUGCAGGGGACAUGGGUUCGAUCCCUGGUCCGGAAAGAUCCCACAUGCUGCGGAGCAACUGAACCCAUGUGCCACAACUACUGAGGCUGUGAGCCACAACUACUGAAGCCUGCAUGCCUAGAGCCCGUGCUUUGCAACAAGAGAAGCCACCACAAUGAGAAGCCUGCCCACCGCAACAAAGUAGCCCCCGCUCUCCGCAACUAGAGAAAACCCGCGAGCAGCAACAAAGACCCAAUGCAGCCAAAAAUAAAUACAUUUAUUUUAAAAAGUUAUUUAUUUAGCCAUAGUUAAAAACCCAAAAGGUAGAAAAAAGGCAUGCAGUGAAAAGUAAACCUCCUACACUUGUCGUCCACCCACCCAGUUCCCCUUCUCAGCAGCAGUCAGUACCAUCCCGGCUUGUGAUUUGUUGGGUCACAGACCCCUUUGGAAAUCUGAUGAAAUUCAUGAACCUAUUAGACAAAUGCAUGACUGCACAAACGCAUCAGAUUGUACCAUUUCACAAGAAUCACAGACCCCUAAAACCCAUGUGUGGUUUGAGGCUAAGGAUCCCAGCCUGUAUUGCACCCUCUUAGUCUCUCCCUUAGUGGGUCCCUGGUGCAAAAUGAAAAUGCAGGGUUCCUUCUUCAAGGAGCCUCGUUCAAGUGACAGCAGAGCAUUAAACUAAGCAUGGGGCCCUGUGCGACUGCCCUGCAUCUCAUCCUUUCCUCUGGCUUUUCUACUACCAUUGGUAUGGCAAUUAUUCUCCUAUCUGUGUCUCUUGCCCUAACUUGUUCUGAAUUUCAGACUCAGCUGUCCAGGGAUGUAUUUCUGAGCAUCUCAAACUCAAGAGUCUCCAAAAUGGAGCCAUUUACCGGCUACCUCCCCUGCCCCCUAACUCCCAGUUCCUCACCAUCCUCCCAUCACCUGCAACUUCUCCCUGUCUUUAUACCCAGCCACUCAGUUGCAAGUCCCACAGAUUCUGACUGUAAGUUCCAUGCCGCCUCUCCUUUCCCACUGCCAUCUCCCUCAGUGUGGUCCUUCAUUACCUUCCAUGUGUAUUUCUGUGAUUGUCCCCUAAACUCAUCUCUUCAGGCCUUGCCUCUGCUGCUUCAGUCCAUCUCCUUGCCUCCCCUUCCCAAAGGACCAGCCCCAUCAUGUCACUUACACACUCAAAACCCUUCAGUGACUCUCACUGCCUACAGAAUUGGGCACAAACUCCUUUGCCUGGCAUUUAAGGUCCUUUGCAAUAGGGCUCCCAAACUUCUUUUCAGUGCUCAUCUCAGCCCUCCUCUUCAUGUCCCUGAGGUUUCAACGCAACUAUAGGACCAUCUGGUCCCUUAACGCGCCCAGUGUGUUUUCCUGCAGUUUACAAUUUGCACUGCCGCUGUUCCUGGUCCCCAGAGUUUAGAGCUGGCUUACGCCACUAUAGCCGUGUAAUUUCUCUGGCCCUUUUACCACAGCCACUGCCCAUGGCUCUGCCCAUAGUGUCCCCUGCAUUCUUUCUACUGUCCCUCUCCCUCUUCCCCUCAUCCUCACUGAAGGGGAACCUCAGAUGUAAGGCUGGAUACAAUCACCAUUAAGUAUCAAGAAGACGAGAGUGCAAUCCCAGCUCUAUUGCUUAUUGACCUCAGGCAAGUUACUGUUUCUUCCACAGUAAAAGAGGUAGUGACACCAUAUAGUCAUUAAAGAAUUGAGAUAAAUAAAGUCCUAAGGAUAGUGUCAUUAUUCAUAUCAUCAUCUCAUCACCUGUGCUGGGCUGGUCCCCCUUGGCUCCUCCCCAGCUGCAAGGACUCAGGAGACAUCUCAUCCCUCUUUCCAUCGAGUUCUGGGAAGUUGGGUGGGGUAGAGUGGAGGCCUGGCCCUCAGGUGCUCGGGUAGCUGUAUUGUAUGUCUAGGGGUGAGGGGAACUGCUGCCUCUGCUCUUUGUUCAGACUCUUAGCUCAGGCAGCAGCAGGCGUGGGCGUCCCCAGGGGAGGCACUGACAGCUUCAGUUCUCACAGGAACCUUGCAGGUGACAGCUGGGGAGGUGCAGGCCAACCCUAUCACGCCCCAGCUGAUGGGCCUCCCUGUUGGAUGUGGCUCCACCUUGAAGCAGCCCAGGCCACAGCUGAGUGUACUUCCAGGCGCAAAAUGUAGCCUCCAGGGCUUCCCUGGUGGCGCAGUGGUUGAGAGUCCGCCUGCCGAUGCGGGGGACGCGGGUUCGUGCCCCGGUCCGGGAGGAUCCUACGUGCCGCAGAGCGGCUGGGCCCGUGAGCCAUGGCCGCUGAGCCUGCGCGUCCGGAGCCUGUGCUCCGCGGCGGGAGAAGCCGCAGCGGUGAGAGGCCCACGUACCGCAAAAAAAAAAAAAAAAAAAAAAUGUAGCCUCCAGCGGGCUCCUUGCCGGUAAGGGGUAAGGUGAUGGGGACUUGGUCACCGAGUUACCAAAUUAAUUCUAACGGGUCCCUGCUCCUCUCCAGGUCUGUUUUUUCAUUGGCAAAGGGACAAGCUGGGCUCCGUAAUCUUUAGGGGCCUUUUGCCCCUUGUUAUGACUACUCCAGGACUAAGUCAGUUCCGGAGUCUCCCUAGAACCGUUACAGACAAGAAAACUCAGGCUCAGAGGAGCAAGGAACCUAAAUCCACCCAUCCCUUCCGUGGGGGGAUUUUGAGAACAGAGGGUCAAAGUAAGCAAGUGCAGUAGAAAAAUUCUUUAUUGAAAAGGGAAGGGUGGCUGCCUUGCUGGUGCCUCCUGGGACCUGGCUAAAGGCGGGUUGCCACCGCUCAGCUCUUCAGGCAAGUCUCUGCACACCUUCCCCUUAAUAACCUUAAAGGGGAAGUGCUGUGGUAAAUCACAAUCAAUUCAGAAGAACAGCGCUUCCAGGCCCUUGCCUUUAAGAACUUCUUAAAGGCAAAGUGCACAAGUGUAGCAGAUCAGAGCCAGGACGCUUUAGGAAAGUCUCAAAGAAGCGGCUCCGUGUCUUUACCUUUAAGGAUCUCUUAAAGUUGAGGCAUAUUCGCGCUGAGUACAAAGGUGGAAAACUGUAAAGGAGUUUACAAAGCACUUUUCCAGUUCUUGCUUUUAGCAUCUCUUUACGGGAGAGGUGGUCAAGCGUGAAUUAACAAAAAAACAAAA